Molecule: messenger RNA, 549 nt
Organism: Kazachstania africana CBS 2517
Lineage: Eukaryota; Fungi; Ascomycota; Saccharomycetes; Saccharomycetales; Saccharomycetaceae
Gene: ERV2
Product: flavin-linked sulfhydryl oxidase
Exons: 1
Coding region: 1-549 (182 amino acids)
Cellular component (GO): mitochondrion
Molecular function (GO): flavin-dependent sulfhydryl oxidase activity; flavin adenine dinucleotide binding
Source: RefSeq, a predicted model, not a curated record
AUGGGACGAAAUGAUGUUAAGAUCCAUAUAAUAAGACUGACAACGAUACUGGUAAUGAUAUUGAUAUGGAUUCUCUUUUCUAGUAUGGAGUCCACAGAGAUAAAAACAAUAAGAGAGAUAAGUAAUGAUCCGAUUGUGAUACCCAAAAUAGAGGAUCAGAGUGGCAAUAAGCAUAUGAAAGAGGUUGGUAGAAGUGCAUGGUUUCAUUUCCAUACGUUGCUAUCGCAGUAUCCUGUGGAACGAGCUACUGAAAAGCAUAGAUCCAAAUUGAAUGAAUUAAUUUUGUUAACAGGAAGUUAUUAUCCAUGCAUAGAUAGAGAAAAUAACUAUUUCAAUUAUAUAGUUGUUGAUUUACUUCCGUUACCGCAUAAUAUAAACGAUAAGAACAUACUGAUUGAUUGGGGAUGUCGUGUGCAUAAUUUGAUGAAUAUUGAAUUGAAAAAAGACGAAUUUGAUUGUCUUUCACUCUUUGAUACAGAAGCUGAUAGAGAUGAAAUCAUGUCCCUGAAUAAAGUAACGAUAGAGAAGGAAGAGAAACAAUUGGGCUAG